CCACCUGGAUGUCCAUUCAAAACAUGGCUUCGGCUGCUGUGGGUGCCGCUUGUGGGUCUAGGUCCGAGCUCAUGGGCCCAACAAGGAACCCAGCCCCACUCCAUCAAAAUCGAGGGGGACAUCACGCUGGGUGGGUUGUUCCCAGUGCAUUCUCGGGGGCCAGCCGGGGUGCCCUGUGGGGAGAUCAAGAGGGAGAAGGGGAUACAUCGUAUGGAGGCCAUGCUGUAUGCUCUCGACCAGAUCAACAGCGACCCUGACCUGCUGCCGAACAUCACACUGGGGGCACGGAUCCUGGACACUUGCUCCAGAGACACCUAUGCUCUGGAGCAGUCGCUCACCUUUGUUCAGGCCCUCAUCCAGAAAGACAACUCAGAUGUGCGCUGCGCCAAUGGAGAGCCCCCUAUCAUCGCCAAACCAGAGAGGGUGGUUGGAGUGAUUGGGGCGUCUGGCAGCUCUGUGUCCAUCAUGGUUGCUAAUGUUCUCAGAUUGUUUGCGGUCCCCCAGAUCAGCUAUGCCUCCACAGCCCCUGAGCUGAGCGACAACAGCCGCUACGAGUUCUUCUCCCGCGUGGUGCCUCCUGACUCCUACCAGGCCCAGGCCAUGGUGGACAUUGUCAAAGCCAUGGGCUGGAACUACGUCUCCACCCUGGCCUCUGAGGGAAACUAUGGAGAGAGCGGUGUUGAUGCCUUCCUCCAGAUAUCCAGAGAAGCAGGGGGGCUGUGUAUUGCCCAGUCCAUAAAGAUACCCAGAGAACCAAGACAAGGGGAAUUUGAUAAGAUCAUCAAGAGACUUAUGGAGACCUCCAAUGCCCGUGGAGUCAUCAUCUUUGCCAAUGAAGAUGACAUCAAACGGGUGUUGGAAGCAGCCAAAAAGGCAAACUUGACAGGCCACUUCCUGUUUGUUGGAUCUGACAGCUGGGGGGCAAAAAGUUCACCUAUUCUAGAUCAGGAGGAUGUUGCAGAGGGUGCUGUCACCAUCCUGCCCAAAAGAGCCUCCAUUGAUGGGUUUGACCAGUACUUCACUUCAAGAUCUCUGGAAAACAAUAGAAGAAACAUCUGGUUUGCAGAGUUCUGGGAGGAUGACUUCAAGUGUAAACUAACUCGGCCUGGCAUCAAGUACGACUCCAGCAGAAGAAAAUGUACAGGUGAGGAGAGAAUCAGUCGAGAUUCCCAGUAUGAACAGGAGGGGAAGGUGCAGUUUGUGAUAGAUGCGGUGUAUGCUAUGGCUCAUGCCUUACACAGCAUGCACAUGGACUUGUGUCUCGGUUCCAUGGGUGUCUGUGACAAGAUGGAUCCUGUGGAAGGGAGGAUGCUUCUCCAGUACAUUCGCUCUGUAAAUUUCAAUGGCAGCGCAGGAACUGGGGUGAUGUUCAAUGAGAAUGGGGAUGCCCCUGGUCGAUAUGACAUCUUCCAGUACCAACUCUCCAACGUCAGCAACCCUGGCUACAAAGUCAUCGGCCAGUGGACCAACCAUCUCCGACUCAAUUCAGAGGAGAUGCAGUGGUCAGGUGGUGACCAUAAAAUCCCCGACUCAGUGUGCAGUUUCCCCUGUGAGCCCGGUGAGAGGAAGAAGAUGGUGAAAGGGGUGCCCUGCUGCUGGCACUGCGAACUGUGUGAUGGCUACCAGUACCAGCUGGACGAGUUCACUUGUGACACCUGCCCCUUCGACAUGAGGCCCUUGAAGAACCGCACAGGCUGCCGUCCCACACCCAUCAUCAAACUAGAGUGGAGCUCUCCAUGGGCCAUCAUCCCUGUCUUCUUGGCUAUCCUGGGCAUCCUCGCCACCUCUGGAGUCAUCAUCACCUUCAUCCGUUUCAAUGACACGCCCAUCGUCCGCGCCUCCGGCCGAGAGCUCAGCUAUGUGCUGCUCACGGGCAUCUUCCUCAUCUACUUCAUCACCUUCCUCAUGAUCGCUGAGCCCAGUGUGGCGGUGUGUGCAUUCCGCAGACUGCUGUUGGGGCUGGGCAUGUCUAUCAGCUAUUCUGCUAUGCUCACCAAGACCAACCGGAUCUACCGUAUCUUUGAACAGGGCAAGAAGUCAGUCACCCCCCCCAAGUUCAUCAGCCCCACAUCACAGCUGAUCAUCACCUUUAUACUCAUCUCAGUGCAGGUACUUGCCGUGUUCAUCUGGUUUGGUGUGAUGCCCCCUCAUACCACCAUCGACUAUGAGGAGCAGAAACCACCAAACCCAGAGUUCGCUCGAGGGGUCCUUAAGUGUGACAUGUCUGACCUGUCCCUCAUCUUGUGUCUGAGCUACAGUAUCAUAUUGAUGAUCACGUGCACAGUGUACGCCAUCAAGAGCAGAGGAGUACCUGAGACCUUCAAUGAGGCCAAGCCCAUCGGCUUCACUAUGUACACCACCUGCAUCAUCUGGCUGGCGUUCGUCCCAAUCUUCUUCGGCACAGCGCAAUCCACAGAGAAGAUGUUUAUUCAGACUACUACGCUGACAGUAUCCAUGAGCCUCAGUGCCACCGUGUCUCUGGGCAUGCUCUAUAUCCCCAAGGUCUAUGUCAUCAUCUUCCAUCCAGAGCAGAACGUCCAGAAGCGCAAGCGCAGCUUCAAAGCCGUCGUGCAAGCGGCCACAGUGUCCACGCACCUGUCACAGAAGUCUAAUGACAAACAAAACGGAGAGUCCAAGAUUGAGCCUGACAGAUCACAGUGA
This is a messenger RNA of Lampris incognitus (smalleye Pacific opah), 2661 nucleotides long. RefSeq names its product metabotropic glutamate receptor 8-like. Gene Ontology annotation, cellular component: membrane. Lineage: Eukaryota; Metazoa; Chordata; Actinopteri; Lampriformes; Lampridae. The transcript has 10 exons. Gene Ontology annotation, biological process: regulation of synaptic transmission, glutamatergic; G protein-coupled glutamate receptor signaling pathway. Gene Ontology annotation, molecular function: adenylate cyclase inhibiting G protein-coupled glutamate receptor activity. Bases 211 to 2661 code for a protein of 816 amino acids. The record is from RefSeq and is a predicted model, not a curated record.